GCCAGCAGCGCGUCCCCAGCGCCGUGCCCGUCCCCACCAUGCUGCGGCUGCUGCUGCUCUGCGGGGCCCUGCGCUGCGGGGCGGAGCAGGCGGCCCCGCUCGCUUUCACCAUGCUCCAGCUGACCCGAGUCUACAUGGGCAAUUCCAUGUUCCGGGGGAACGCCAGCCUGAAUGGGCAGCUCAGCCAUCUCCUGGAAGAGAAUAAUGUCACCCAGGUGCUCCCGCUGGAGCCUCCGGACGCCUGGGCCCGGCGGCAGGACAUGGUGAUCGCCUACCUGAAGAACUUCAGGCAGCUGGUGCAGCUCUUCAACAUGGAGAGACCCACCAAAUUCACCCAGCACCUGCGCUGCCUCCUCGGCUGCCGCCUCUACCCCAACGGCACAGCCCAGAGCUUCUACGAGGUGUCCCUCAACAGGACGGCGUUCCUCAGCUUCCACGUCCCCAACGCCACCUGGGAGCGGCGCUGGCCCGGCGAGCUCCCGGUGGCCACCUUCGCCCAGGAACAGCUGAUGAAAUACCCCAUAACCACCCAGGACCUGCAGUAUUUCCUCAACACCACCUGUGUCAGCAUCCUGCAGGCUCAGAGCACCAGGGCAGGAAAAGUCAGCGGCCGAUCGCGCACUCCGCUGGUCCUGGGGCUGGUCCUGGGAAGCCUCGCCCUGCUGGGCACGGCCCUGGGCAUCUUCCUGUGCACGGGAGGGAGCUGCUAGUGUGGGCAGCUGUCCCAUGUCACCCCGUGGACUCAGGGGACUGACCCAUCAUCUUUCCGUGCAUCCAUCACCACCCUCUGGAGGCAAGGGACAGAACCAUCAUCUCCCUGUGGAGUCAAGGGAUGGAUCCAUCGUCUUCCCAAGGAUCCAGCAACUCUCCAUGGAUCCAUCAUCACCCUGGGGAGGCAGGGGCUGGAUCCAUCGUCCCUGCAUAGAGACAGAGGAUGGAUCCGUCAUCCCCCCGUGGAGGCGGGGACCGAGCCCAUCCCUCACAAGGGGUGCGUGUCCCCAGUGCCACAGCCUUUGCUCCCCGAGGACACCGGUGGCUUCCCAGUCCUGUCCUAGCUGGACUGACCCCCCCAGCAGCCCCCAGCCCUGUGGAUGGUCUUCACACUGGGCAAUGCACUGAGAAUCCACACAGAAACACAGGGCAUAAUGGAGGGGAGGGGCAUGGGGGGAAAGCAGGAGGAGAAACAGCCAUGGAAUUGUUAAAAGGAUGGUGUUAAACCCUCAUUUAUCCUUGUUCCAGUGGGGAUGGAGGGAGGAUGUCACAGCUGUAAUAAAACCACCCAUCA
Molecule: messenger RNA, 1285 nt
Organism: Pseudopodoces humilis (Tibetan ground-tit)
Lineage: Eukaryota; Metazoa; Chordata; Aves; Passeriformes; Paridae
Gene: PROCR
Product: protein C receptor
Biological process (GO): negative regulation of coagulation
Molecular function (GO): signaling receptor activity
Source: RefSeq, a predicted model, not a curated record